Messenger RNA from Nematocida ausubeli, 288 nucleotides. RefSeq lists its product as uncharacterized. Gene Ontology annotation, cellular component: nucleus. Gene Ontology annotation, molecular function: protein heterodimerization activity. Bases 1 to 288 code for a protein of 95 amino acids. Lineage: Eukaryota; Fungi; Microsporidia. Gene Ontology annotation, biological process: regulation of DNA-templated transcription. The transcript has a single exon. The record is from RefSeq and is a predicted model, not a curated record.
AUGCAUGCAGAAAAGUACGCAGAAGCCAGGAAAAAGGCAAAGUGCAGGUUUCCCAUCGCAAGAAUCAAGAAGAUCAUGCAGAUUGAUGAUGAAAUCGGAAAAGUAAGUACAUUUGCGCCUAUUGUGAUAAGUCAUGCAAUUGAAUUAUUCUUAAUAAGCUUAUUAAAGGCCAUGGAGGAAGAGGCUAAUGGGAAAUGUGCAAAAAAGAUUAUUCUGGCUCACUUGGAGGCUUGUGUGGAAAAAGACCCUAAGCUAGAAUUUAUAAAGGGAUUAUUGCAGAGGAAAUAA